UGUAUUGCUAGGGCAAUAAGAAAAAGUGCACCCAGGGCAACCCUGAAUCAGGCCAUGCACAUUUCAAGUUUCUUUCUGAAGAAUACAGUUCUUUCUGAAUAAUUAUUCAAGGUAGCUGGCUAACUCCUUGACCCUGCUUUGUGGUAUACCCCUCUUGUGUCUUUGUCUGCUGGAAUUCCCUUAUGAACCCUGACAUGUCUGGUCCUACCUGGCCGCCUCCAAAGACUCUGGGUAGCCCAGUGAGACCGGUCCCUCGAAUGUCCCAAUCUGGACCAGCCGUGUACAGACCGCUGCCCAUGAAGGUCUCCUCGGACACCCGGCCCAAGUAUGUGGUCCAUGACCAGAACAGAGGAGGAGGCGGAAUGGCCUCUAGGUACUUGGCUACAAGAUCCACAGCUGGGCCCAUGCAGCACCACCACCAAGAGGACCCAGGGUUUCACUCUAAAUCUAUUGACCACUACUACCAACCACCCCCCCACCAGCUCAAAGAAGACCAAUCAUUGAACCUUCACAUGGAACGCUACCAGCUGAUGCACCUUGCACCUCCUGAGAAGCUGAUUGGACACCACUCCAACAUUGAGGGAGAGAUUGACUCGCUCACCUGCAUGCUGGCUGAUCUGGACAGCUAUUCACUAAACCACACACAGCUGUACGACAACGUGCCUUACAACAAACCCUCAGCCCAGCCAGGAGCCACAUCUCAGGGAUGGCCGUCUAUGGGUUUCCCACCUCAGUCCACGGACCAUCCUGCUCCCCCAAACCCCAGUGAUCCCCACCAGGGUCUCCAGUACUUCCCCCAGCCAGACUACACUGACGCCCAGGUCUCCAAACCCUACCCCCAGCAUGUCCCUGGCUCCUACAUUACCGCCUCCACCCCUACUGGCCCGAGGUUCAGUGUCCAGGUCAAAACAGCUCAGCCUGUCACCAACUCCCAGACUGGUAGGCAAGCCAAGCAGGGUUACACCCCUCCCCCACACCGCCAGCACAUGUUGCGGAACUCGCCCCAGAAUCUCUCAUCACAAGCCCAGCAACUGCACUCUGAGGGGAGCUACAAGUGGAGUACCGCCGGGUCUGCAGUGAGAGCAUCGCAGAGUCCCACUCCCAAAAGAGGUCCAGAGACUCAUCAAUCAGGGUCAGGCUCGGCACCAAGCUCCGCCUAUCAGCCCAGUAAGCAGGGGAGAGCAGCUCUGAGACAAGAGGAGUUGGAUGGGCUCACAAAGAAGUUGGUGUAUGACAUGAAUCAUCCCCCUACAGAGGAAUACCUUGGUAGCUGUGCACGUUGGGGUGACGAAAUCCUUGGCGGCGGUAUCGCCGUGGAGCGUUUCACUUGCGUCAUCUGCCAAGCCCCUUUCCGGGGGCAACCGUUCUACGACCUGGACAAGCAGAGCUACUGCAAGAGCUGUUACAUUAGUAUCCUAGAGCGCUGCUUUAUGUGCUCCAAGCCCAUCCUGGACCGUAUCCUGUGGUCCAUGGGCAAUGCCUACCACCCGCGCUGCUUCAACUGUGUUGUGUGUGGCUGCUGCCUGGACGGCGUGCCCUUCACCGUGGACGCUACCUCCCAGAUCCACUGCCUUGACGACUUCCACAGGAAGUUUGCCCCUCGCUGCUCAGUGUGUGGCCAGGUCAUCAUCGCCGAGCCGGGCCAGGAAGAGACGGUCAUUAUAGUGGCGCUGGGCCGCAACUUCCACGUCAAGUGCUAUGUGUGUGAGGAGUGUGGUCUGCUCCUGUCCUCUGAGGGUGAGGAGCGAGGCUGUUACCCCCUGGACGGUCACAUCCUGUGUAAGGGCUGCAGCACCCAGCACAUCCAGAACCCCUCCACCAACAUAUCCACUGACCGCUAACCAACUAUGGAAAAUCACUUCUUACCUUUAAUCGAUGACCCGUCAACCCUUCCAUUACUUUCACCUGCUCUGGGGUAAAAGUUGCCUUAAGGAACAGAUCUGGGAUCAGUUCUACCCCCUCUGAUACAUAACCUUAACCACAAGGAGGAAAUGUUAACCUGACUUGAAAUCAGUCUCGAAGGGCAACUUCAUCCUCAUAGUUGUUCGUUAUUCUUCAGAUGCCCAAAGCUUAGGAAUUAGUAAUAGGCCUACUAUUGAACCUCAACCUGACAGUCUUCAAUGUCAAGUAAAAUUAAAUGAUGACUUCAUAAGGUUUAUAGGUACAGGGUUUUGAAACGUGGAUGGAUGUAAGUUCAACCCAUUUUCCUUAUCUUCUGCUUUACACUAUCCUCUACCCCUACUCCCUUUCCACUCCACCUCCUUCCCCUCAGUCCCAUACCAGUACUGUAUAGAGCCCCUGACCUGCAGGCAGCAGGGGCUGCUCCACUGCUUCUCACCCACACGAUCCUGCGUGUUGCACACUCUCACACACACGAUCCUGCGUGUUGCACACUCUCACACACACACACGAUCCUGCGUGUUGCACACUCUCACACACACACACGAUCCUGCGUGUUGCACACUCUCACACACACACACACACUAUCCUGCCCAACAAAGGUGGGACAUGGAAGGAGAUCUAUGGAAAAUUACUGAUAGAUAUUGUGGAUGUGGAGGAUGAUAAGUAGGAAAAUUAGGUGAUAUUGAGGAAUACAAAGUCUUCCUGGCUGUGAGGUAACUGACCAGUCCAGAUAAUGGAACACAUAUGGAGACCAAGUGGGUGUAGUCAGUGUGGUGCAGUGAGAGUUUUUAGAAAGUAGACUGAAGGAAAGAUUGGGAAAAGAACGGGUUGAGUCAUGUCAAUGCUUUCCUCUCAUUGGAUGUUAACACAGUAUGUAGGUUGUCUUAUAAUAUCUUGCACCACAUGUCAGAACAUCAAUAUUUUAUUCCACAGGACAGUGAUUUGUAUAAUGAUAAUUGGUAUUGCAUUUUAGGGAAUGUUAUGCUAGUCCAAACCCCUUCUUUUAAAAUGUGAAUGUGCUUUUUAGAUAUUUUUCCUUGUGUAACAUUUGGGUUUAUUUGAUACUUUACAAUGAAGAUGAUGCUUGCCAUUGUCUUACUGAGAAACCGGCUUCUCCAUACUGGCCACGUGGGCUGAGAAUGUCCUCUUGUGUUCAUUACGCGUUUUUGUUUAAGCUUAGCCUUGAGUUUGAUUCAUGCUGUUAGUUUACAUUGUCCAGAAUAAUGUUUUGUUUCAGUAUUUGAUUAUUCUCAGAGUAUAGGUCAAUGAGCACAAUGAUAUGAAGGUCCCUGUGAGUUGAAUUUUCCACAUUAUUUAUUUCAACUCCUGUUAGACUUGGUGACAAUAGCAGUACAUGUUUAUCUGUGAUAUUGAGGCUCAGGUUCAUCACUGUGUAAUUGUUUUGUGUUCCACAGCAUCCUAUUAAAAAGUACUGCAGCAUAA
This is a messenger RNA of Oncorhynchus nerka (sockeye salmon), 3345 nucleotides long. Its product is annotated as thyroid receptor-interacting protein 6-like. NCBI's taxonomy places the organism in Eukaryota, Metazoa, Chordata, Actinopteri, Salmoniformes, Salmonidae. The transcript has 10 exons. The coding region runs from base 183 to 1841 and encodes 552 amino acids. Gene Ontology annotation, cellular component: stress fiber; cytoplasm; focal adhesion. The record is from RefSeq and is a predicted model, not a curated record. Gene Ontology annotation, biological process: signal transduction; positive regulation of non-canonical NF-kappaB signal transduction.